Messenger RNA from Lepisosteus oculatus (spotted gar), 1493 nucleotides. It is a transcript of the gene bncr, whose product is annotated as bouncer. NCBI's taxonomy places the organism in Eukaryota, Metazoa, Chordata, Actinopteri, Semionotiformes, Lepisosteidae. Gene Ontology annotation, cellular component: membrane. The record is from RefSeq and is a predicted model, not a curated record. Gene Ontology annotation, biological process: sperm-egg recognition.
UCCUCCCUCAGUGUCCUGCAGUUUUAAUUCAGUGUCACAGGGUGAUGGUGAAGCUGGGACAGUCUGAGUGCUGGACACCUCAAUGCCCAGGGCUACCCAGCUCCGUGCUGCUGUGCCUGGGGGUCCUGCUGCCCACAGUGCCCUGUGCCAUCCUGCUCUGCCACUUCUGCCCUGUGCAUCGCCUGGAUGUGGCCUGCGUUGCCAUGGAGACCGAGUGCCAGCCAGAGGAACUCUGCUACACUGGCACUGGGCAUCGCAGUGGGCUGGAGCCCCUCUCCGCCCAGGGCUGCCUACCCAGGGUGCUGUGUGGCCUGCAGCACCCCGUCUCCUACCGGGGGUCGAACUACACCAUGAGCUCCACCUGCUGCUCGUGGGACCUGUGUAACCGGAAUCAGAGCCAGACCCCUGGCCUGGAGCAGCUGCUGAGGAUGCCCUACCCCUGAUGCUGACCCCUCCCCACCCCCCCCAGCUCCCGUCUUCCCAGUGCACCCUGCCCUACCACACGGGGAUCCCAGAGUGGGGCCACAGCAGUUUGGGCUGCUCCAGGUUUGCCCAGAACAGGCUGAGAAUCCACUCCCCCGUGUGCACAGUUAAUACUCAAGGCCGUCCUGCUGGGUCAGAUCCUGUCCACACAGGUCUGUGAACAUGGGCUUGGAGCAGAGCGAUUGCAGUGCCUGAGUGAGCAAGGAGGAAGGGCAGCGAGAUUCCUUCUGUCUCUGCAGACGGGCUGACAUGAGGGAGGUGUUUAAGAGCACUGUCCCCAUGUGCUGCUGUCUGUAAUGCGAUCUACUGCUAACCGUUCACUGAUAUUUGCAACCUGUGAAUUGUGAAUGUCCUCAUUGUGGGUUAAGUUACAAACUCUGGUCGGUGUGUAAUGGGGGAUUGGAGAAUGGGUUCCCGGUGUCUUGUUUCUCCCUGGGAACACUUUCUCACAGCACAAAGAGAUUACCCCAGAGAUUACCCUAGCUGGCUGGAUGAAGUGUUUGAUCUUUUUCCCCAGGCAUCGGUAAUCAGGCUGGGCAACACCAGUCUGCAGGCCUGGCAAAGUCCUUUGCCUCUUCAUUGCAUCUCUGGCAUCAGCUGCAGCAGAUAAUGGGAGUAAUCUGGGGGACGUUAGCUGUCGCAGUCCUGCUGGAGUCCAGUCAUGGAGUGCUGGAGCUACCCAGCUCUGUCCGGACGGCUGGGACGCAGGUCCUUGUCCAGGGUGCUGAAAUAAUGCCGCAGUUUGCGACUUAUAUUGCAGAAUUCCUUGUGGGAAGAGCAGCCUUAUAUUCCUAGUGAUCCUCAGCUGAGGAGGCACAGAAAGACACUUGAAAGGCUGUUGUUCACAGCUGCACGGGAAAGAUGGAGCACAAAAAACAGUGUCUAAUACCACGAGUGGUGCCUUAGAAGAGGUGGAUUCCAAUACUUUCAAUGUACUGUUAAGGUUUGUUCCUCUGGAAGUUUGCUUUUGCCUCAGAAAUAAAAGGCUUUGCUUCCAGCCUGUGAAUAUC